CCCCUCUCUGUGUGGCUCAGUCUGCCGGCUGUUGCCACUCCGCUCACACUGUUUCACGCUCUGGAGGCUGUGUAACCUGACCACCAGCACUAUUACUGAACGGUUUUUGGCGGAUUUUGAGUGAAAUGAAGUGACUUUUCCUCCGGAUGGAUACCCGCAGUUUGGGGAGGUGACAGCAGGGAUCCGGGAUCCUGAAUAUGCUCAGGAGUCAGCCCGUCGGCUCCGGAGUGGUGAAGAGCACUAAAGUCAUUCCUGUGUUUCAGUGCGAGAUCCUAAAGUGUCAUCAGGGCCUUGAGACACACCCACACACACACACUGAUGUUCAGCCUCGCCUUCUCACAGUGGACCUGGCAGACCUCUAAUCUCUAAAAGAUUGAUGAGGCCCUGUCCAGGCACAGGAGGCCUGGCACAGCGUCGAUAAGGCAGCUUUCAUUUCACCACAUUUUAUCCCUCGCUCCUUCCUUUCUUCUCCUCUUCUCCUCUGUGCUGAGGGACGCUGGGGCUGGCUUUGAAGCGUGAGAGAGGAUUAUGGCGCACCAAGGCCCCCGGGCGAGAAGGACACUGUUUUAAACAGGAACCAUGAAAUGCCCCGGAAAUGACAGUUCUGUUUUCUUCUGUUGCUCCGUGUUGGACAGCCGUGUAGUAGCCGAGCAGGACGCCAGGGUCGGCAUGUCACUGUCAAACUGCUGGAGCUGGAAUAUAGUGAAACUACAGAGGGACACUCAGAGCUGAGAGUAGCUGAACACACAUCACACACCUGCACACACACAAACACACUCAAGAGCGUUCCACACAAGACAAUGUGCAACAUCUCGUUCUGUGAUGUGGACAGCAAGGUGGACCAGUUCUUCCAGCCCACGCUCUACAUCAUAGUCAUCGUUCUGGGGCUGCCCACUAACUGUAUGGCCCUGUGGGCUGCCUACAUGCAGGUACGCCAACGUAAUGAGCUCGGCAUCUACCUGAUCAACCUGUCAGUGGCUGACCUCCUCUACAUCACCACUCUUCCUCUGUGGAUCGACUACUUCCUACAGCACGAUGACUGGAUUCACGGUCAGGAGAGCUGCAAGCUGUUCGGCUUCAUCUUCUACACUAAUAUCUACGUCAGCAUCGCCUUCCUCUGCUGUAUAUCACUGGACAGGUACCUGGCUGUGGCAUAUCCUCUGCGCUUUGCCAAGGUUCGACGAAUCAAAACAGCGGUCCUGGUGAGUGCCAUGGUGUGGAUCAUUGAGAUCGUAGCCAACUCCGCUCCUCUCUUUCACGAUGAGCUCUUCCAGGAUCGGUUCAACCACACCUUCUGCUUUGAGAAGUAUCCCAUGCAGGACUGGGUGGCAGGGAUGAACCUCUACAGGACAUUUCUGGGGUUCCUCGCUCCAUGGACAGCCAUGCUUGUUGCCUACCGCGGGAUCCUCGCAGCAGUGCGCUGCAACGUCUCAACAGAGCGCCAGGAAAAGGCCAAAAUUCAGCGGCUGGCGUUGAGUCUGAUCCUAAUUGUUUUGCUCUGCUUUGGACCGUACCACAUCCUCCUCCUGGUGCGGAGUGUCAUGUUUCUAAGGAAGCCUUGUGACUGCAGCUCGGAGGAGAGCUUGUUUGCAGCGUACCAUGUAUCGCUGGCAAUGACGAGCCUCAACUGCGUUGCAGACCCCAUUUUGUACUGUUUCGUCAAUGAGGGGGCUAGACACGACGUCGGCCGAGCUCUCUCAGCUUUACUGUCAGCAGCUUGCCACAAGGGCUCCUCUUCCUCACCAUCACACGCCGACAUGCUCAACGCUGGUUCAGUGACUAUGGAAACGCCGUUGUCAGCAAAGAAGCAGCCUUGUGUUUACGUCGAUGGGGGCAAGACAAGCAGCUACAAGACAGAACUGGUGGCUCUAAAGGAGGAGUGUCUACAGAUGACCAUCCUCAGUGUUAGGAAGUGACCUCUACCCAGAGCGUACUGUAAGGGGUCCAAACUGCUCAGCUCAGUGCAUAGAGGAAGCUCCUAACACUGACAGGGUUUGAUGUCUUCUGGUCUGACAGGCUGAAAUCAGAUGCAUUUAUCAGGCGAUAGAUGCCUGGGGAUAAAAUAAACAAGACAUACGUCUGUAGCCACAAUAGCAGCUUCUGUAAGAUGGAAAUGCUUACAAACCAGAAAACAGACUACUUCGCUGUUGUUACAUCCUUACCACGAGUGAGGACAGGUCAUGUUGUAAAUCAGAAGGAUUUAUCCUUUUUACUGUGACCAUUGUAGGACACCUCAGACAAUUAUUUGUAGCUGAUUUGGUUCUAACUUCAAGCUGUAGUUUGUCAGCCUACACACAGCUGCACUGCAUGGUUAUAUCAGCAUGUUUAACAUGCUAUGUUAUCAUUAUUUCCCAUUAGUGCAGCUGAGGCUGACAAGGAUUUAGUCAUUAGUGGUAUCCUCAUGAAAAGAAGUGUUGAACUGGAGGGAAUUUUGACCUGCUGUUGGCACUAGUCAGGGGAUCACCAAAGUCCUCAGGAUUCAGCCUCAGUGGACCAUGAAUGUCUGUACCAAAUCCCAUGCCAAUCCAUCCAGUACAUGUUGAGGUAUUUCAGUCUGGACCAAAGUGUUGGACCAACAGAUCGACAGACCUGCUGACAUCCUGUCAUGUCACUGGUGCAGUUAAUAAGGAUCUUGUCAAACACAAUUUGAGAACUUGGAUAUUUGGACAAUUUCCAGCUGUUCUAGGAGUCAUUUGCAAUGCCUAGGAGGACAUUCUUGAAUAUUUAAGUGGAAUUAUUUAAACAGACCACUCUCUGCAUGGCUGACUGUUAGUGGCCUGAGAGGAGACACCUUUACAUUCACACCCAACUGGACAGAGGGCAGAUGUAGGAGAUUGGGGGUUUGACACCCAAAUGCACCACUUUGGAAUAUGGAAGAAGAGCAGAAGGGUAAUAAAACAUAUUGUACAUUAAUGGUCAAAAACAUUUUUAAUGCUUUUUGGAAAUGUCUGUUAUUAGUUUUUUGAAGGAAAUAAUGAAGCCUUAUGAAGUACCUCAGCUCGUAAACUGUGAUAGCAAGAAGGCUUAGAGUAGAAGUGUCUCUUAUAUAAUGUCAGUAAUGUUUUGUUCUUUCUUUUUCUUUCAUUUUUACCACAGACAGCAAAAUAAUCAGAACCCACUCCACUGAGAUGGCAGAGAAAAUCAUAAACCAAAGCCUUUUAUUACAUUCAACUCAGUUUAAAAGUCAAAUUGAUCAGUUAGUUCACCUACAUUAUAUUGAGAGCGCUGUGGAGCAGAACAGUGGCAUAGAACAGAUUAUUAUUAUUAUUAUUCUUAUAAAUUUGAGUGCAUGCAGUAGUUGCCAGAAACCAUUCAAGUAUGGGGACUUGCAUGCUGGAGGUAUAAAAUUUGAUUUUUGUUGCUUAAAAGUUCUGACAGCUUUUACUGAAACUGUGUUGCCAGGCAACCGUCUCUCAACCUCCAUGAAUCCAACCUACAUGCUUGGGCUUUGGUAAAGGCUAGCCACAGCUGACCUGAUACUGUUUACAUUCCUCUUUCAGACAGAUGCCUUCUAACUUAACCCGUCCCAAACUUCCUAAAUGAUAUACAGUGUAAUGUCUUUUUUUUCAUUUUCAGCCUUUUGUUUCUUCAGAUCUAACCAUUUCCUCUAAAAUGGCAAGAUUUGUACAUUCCUCCUUGAUGCAAGCGACACUGCUGGCUGCUGACAUUGUCAUAUUAGGCAAACAAAGAAACAUUUCUCGAUUAUGUCAAACGUGUGAUGAGGAAAUUAAGAAAUACUGGAUGUGCAAAGAAAACCGUCUCCAGUGGACAAAAUAACUGUGGCAGCAUACAGAAAAGCAAUGUAACACUGAUUUUUAAUGAUUUAUUUUAAAAUCAGUGAUUAAAAAUGUACAGUAAGCAUGUCUCUCCUUUUGUAUGUGAGGCUGAUUGUUCUUAAUGUAAAUAUAACCAACAAUUAUAAUAUGCCAACGCUGGAUUAGCUGCCAUAUUUUGCCAUAUGUUGACUACUUUCUGAGGUCAUGAUGUCAAGCGAGAGCUGUCAAGGGCCUGGAAAAAACAAUAUAUCUUAAAAAAAUGUUCAUAUGCUGCAUAUAUUGAUCUUCCUUUUGCUAGUUGGGAGCUUGUUUUUAUAGAAAAUCCAACACAAAGUGACCAAACAUAGCUUUUUUAGCAUUCACAGCUGUUGGGAUCCCAAAACUUAAUGGCAGCUUCUACAACAGCGUGUUGAACUGUGUACAUAAAGAAAAUCUUGGUGUUACUUUAAAAAAAAAAAAAACAGCUGUCAGAAAGAGGCGUCUUCAACUUCUAAAAUGUUUGUAGCUGUCAGGUUAAAUCUUGAACCUUAGUUGGCUGUUAUGUGCAAUCCAGAAAUGAUUUUUGUACAUGGCUUUGUGAAUCAGUGGUAAUAACAUUUCAACAAAUUGUGUGUUUACAUACAGAAUGUCCUGCUGUAUGUUCAUAUAUAACACUGACAUACAAACAUUCCUUGUGUGGAGUAUUAUGACUCAAAUAAGUCCUCUCCGAUGACAGACAGCAAGCGCCCAUGUUGCAGUUCAACUGGUCAACAAUUGCGUGUUAAGGAUAAGUGUCUAGGUGAUCCCGCAAACACAAUUUUUUAUGUUGUCUUGGCAUGAAAGCAUUCCUCCGUUCAGUGUGAUGAUGUUAAGGCAGAUUCUUUGGACACAAACACUGCUCUGUGUACCACUGCUUUGGUUGUGCAUCUGUAUGUCAGUCUGAGAGAGGAGGUACAAGGCUUCAUAAUGUGUAUUCGUUCAGCAACAAUGUCAGUGAGAAAUAAAUUAUGCAUACUAAACUUUG
Molecule: messenger RNA, 4779 nt
Organism: Dicentrarchus labrax (European seabass)
Lineage: Eukaryota; Metazoa; Chordata; Actinopteri; Moronidae
Gene: gpr4
Product: G protein-coupled receptor 4
Exons: 4
Coding region: 801-1916 (371 amino acids)
Biological process (GO): G protein-coupled receptor signaling pathway
Cellular component (GO): membrane
Molecular function (GO): G protein-coupled receptor activity
Source: RefSeq, a predicted model, not a curated record